Prunus mume (Japanese apricot) is the source of this 3088-nucleotide messenger RNA. Lineage: Eukaryota; Viridiplantae; Streptophyta; Magnoliopsida; Rosales; Rosaceae. The record is from RefSeq and is a predicted model, not a curated record.
CUCUCCCUCCCUCUCUCUCGCUCGUUGCCUACGCCGUUGGGAUUCCAUUUGUAUAUAAAUACCGUACAAUAUUUCCUAAUCAAAAACCCAAAACCCGCCACCAAAAGAAGAGCGAAAAACCCUAAGGCGCUCUGGGAUUUUGCCUUUGAGUUUUUCUCUCUUGGGGUGGUGCUGCUGUGUGCUCUCAAAGCCUCACAGGUCGUAAGAAAUGGAGUCUUCAAAUCCCGAAGGCGAUGGACUUCCUCCUCCACCACCCAUUAUCCCUCCAAAUGUUGUCCCCAUUGUAGCAGAAGAAAAAUCUUUCGACUUAAUUAAAAAUCCAUCAACUCCAAAGCGUGUUCCCAUGGCAAGGCCUGGUAUUGGAUCUAAAGGGCAAAGGAUUCCACUUCUAACCAACCAUUUCAAAGUUGCAGUGAACAAGUCUGAUGGAUACUUCUUCCAUUAUAGUAUUGCGAUGCUUUAUGAGGAUGGAACCCCAGUUGAUGGGAAAGGCAUUGGCAGAAAAGUUCUUGACAAAGUUAAAGAAACUUAUGGCUCGGAGCUGGAACAUAAAGAAUUUGCUUAUGAUGGAGAGAAAAGCUUGUUUACUGUUGGCCCUCUUCCUCGUAACAGACUCGAUUUCUUGGUCGUAUUGGAUGACAUCUCAUCAACCAGGAUUGGGAGCCCUGGAGGUAGUUCCAACCCAGGUGAGAGUGCGGGAGAUAUGAAGAGAGUUAAGAAGCAAUUUCAAUCCAAAACUUUAAAGGUGCAGGUCAAUUUUGCUACUAAAAUCCCAAUGCAAGCAAUUGUAAAUGCAUUACGAGGUCAGGACUCAGAGCAUUUUCAGGAAGCAGUGAGGGUUCUUGAUAUCAUACUAAGGCAGAAUGCAGCAAAGCAGGGUUGUCUUCUUGUCCGACAGUCUUUCUUCCAUAACAAUCCGAGGAACUUCGCAGAGUUGGGAGCAGGUGUAUUAGGCUGCAGGGGUUUCCAUUCAAGCUUUCGAGCUACCCAAGGGGGUCUGUCUCUGAACAUGGAUGUAUCUACUACAAUGAUCGUGAAACCUGGUCCUGUUCUCAACUUCCUCAUGGAGAACCAAAAUGUUAAGACUCCUUACCAGAUUGAUUGGAUUAAGGCUAAAAGGAUGCUAAAGAAUCUAAGAAUAACGACCUAUUCCUCUAAGAUGGAGUACAAAAUCACUGGAUUGAGUGACAAACCAUGCAAGGAGCAGAGGUUCUUUCUGAAAACAAAGAAAGGACAGGAUGGUGAUGGAGAGGAAAUCACGGUUUCUAAUUAUUUUGCUGAAUAUAAACACUUACCAGUGCGCGAUUCAGCAGAUUUUCCAUGCAUCAAUGUUGGGAAACCAAAGAGUCCAUCUUACUUUCCACUUGAGCUCUGCAACUUGGUUUCAUUGCAACGCUAUACCAAAGCUUUAUCCAGUAUGCAAAGGGCUUCGCUAGUGGAGAAGUCUCGGCAAAAGCCCCAAGAGCGGAUGUCAGUUCUGCGUGAUGCACUGAAGACUAGUAAAUAUGAUGCUGACCUGAUGCUUCGUUCAUCUGGAAUAUCAAUCGGUGCUGACUUUGUGCAGGUUGAAGGCCGUGUUUUGUCAGCCCCAAAGCUAAAAGUUGGUGAUGGACAAGAUUUUUUCCCUCGGAAUGGGCGUUGGAAUUUUAACAACAAGAAAUUGAUUCAACCUGUGAAAAUAGAGCGCUGGGCUAUUUGCAAUUUCUCUGCUCGCUGUGACACUCGGUACCUGGUCAAUAUUAUGUUGAAGUGUGGAGAGAUGAAAGGAAUUGUCAUAAAUGAUCCAUUUUUUGUAUUUGAAGAGAAUAACCAGAAUAGACGUGACCCAGCUCCUGUUAGAGUGGACAAGAUGAUUGAAUACAUAAAGUCCAAACUUCCAGGACCACCACAGCUUCUGUUGUGUAUUCUUCCAGAGAGGAAGAAUUCUGACAUAUAUGGUCCAUGGAAAAGGAGAAAUCUUUCUGAGCUUGGGAUUGUAACACAGUGCAUUGCUCCUGCAAAACUUAAUGAUCAGUACAUCACAAAUGUGCUCCUGAAAAUCAAUGCAAAGCUGGGUGGAAUGAAUUCCUUGCUACAAGUGGAGCAUUCUCCUUCAAUACCUUUGGUUUCUAAGUGCCCCACUCUGAUUUUGGGAAUGGAUGUGUCACACGGCUCACCUGGGCGUUCAGAUGUGCCUUCUAUUGCAGCGGUGGUGAGUUCCAGGAACUGGCCCUUGAUUUCCCGGUACCGAGCUGCAGUUCGUACUCAAUCGCCAAAAGUAGAAAUGAUUGCUUCUCUGUUCAAGCCUGUAUCAGAUAAAGAUGACGCGGGCAUAAUCAGGGAAUUGUUGCUAGACUUUUAUGCUACUUCAAAUAGCAGGAAACCUGAUCAGAUAAUUAUUUUCAGGGAUGGAGUGAGUGAAUCACAGUUCAACCAAGUCUUGAAUUUGGAACUGGAUCAGAUUAUUCAGGCCUGCAAAUUCCUUGAUGAGAGCUGGUCUCCUAAGUUCAUGGUUAUUGUUGCUCAGAAGAAUCAUCAUACAAAAUUUUUCCAGACUAGUUCUACUGAAAAUGUGCCAGCUGGCACAAUUAUUGACAACAAAGUUUGCCAUCCAAAGAACAAUGAUUUCUACUUGUGUUCUCAUGCUGGGAUGAUUGGGACUACUCGACCUACUCAUUAUCAUGUUCUAUACGAUGAACUUGGGUUUUCAGCAGAUGAUUUGCAAGAACUUGUUCAUUCUCUAUCAUAUGUGUACCAAAGGAGCACUACAGCCAUCUCUGUAGUUGCUCCAAUCUGCUACGCCCAUCUAGCUGCCGCCCAGAUUUCACAGUUCAUCAAGUUUGAUGAUAUGUCUGAGACUUCCUCAAGCCAUGGUGGUGGUGUGACUGUUGCUGGUGGUGUGGCCGUGCCUGAAUUACCCCGGCUUCAUGCUAAUGUGAUCAACUCCAUGUUCUUCUGCUGAAGAUUUGGUUUCAAUUUCAUAUCCCAUGGUGGAUGGCUUCAUAAUAGCAUAUGAAGUUUUUGUGAACCAACUGUUUUGAGUUUACGGAUUUGAAUAGGAAUUUCACUAGCUUGUAUAUCAUUUGUAGUUGAAAUUAUCUAAAGCUGA